AUUAUAAAAUUUAAAACAAAAAAUGAGGUGUGAAAAUGGAAUUAAGAAAUUAAACACACACGUGCGCACUCUUCUUUGUUUAAAUCUUCCACUCUUUCUACUGCAACCAAGUCAUCUGAAAAAAUGUCCAACCGUUUCCUAAAAAAUUUCCAUUUCUUCAAACUCAAAUUCUCACCGCCGGCCGCCGUCGCCCACUCCCCAUCCUCCGACUGCUACUUCACCUCCAACCCCAUUUCCCUCACCCCUUCCUCCCUCGCCGACGAUGGCUUCUUCUCCACCUCCUCCGAUGCCGACGACUCAAUCUCCGACGACCUUGCCACCGUCCUCGCCUCCCGCCGCUUCUUCUUCUCCUCCCCCGGCCGCUCCAACUCCAUUUGUGACUCCUCCGCCGCCCGUCGCCGAUCCCACGACAUCGUGGUUUCUGAAGGUCUAGAAGUCCCCAAAUAUUCAAUGGACCCUUACGCCGACUUCCGGCGGUCAAUGCAGGAGAUGGUGGAAGCUCGAGAAUUGGAGAGUGUGAGGAGCGACUCUGAGUUUUUGCGAGAGCUUUUGUCGUGCUAUCUCCGGUUGAAUCCGAAAAACACCCAUAAGUUCAUUGUUAGAGCUUUUGCUGAUCUUUUGCUUUGUUUGUUAACAUCCUCCUCGUCCACUCCGCCGUCGGCUCCUAAAGCACGACGGAAAGGUGUUAUGUUUCGGUAAUUUUAUGUCCUCUAAAGUUCAAUGGAUUUCUUAUAUCUUAGACCAAUACACAUAUUCCGACUAGAACUUCAAAAGUUCAGUUAUAUAUCUAUUUUCUUAUAGGGCUCUGAAACCCCUGUUUUCAUUUUUGAACUUCAUUUAAAAUUGUUUCAGGAAAGUUUCAUUCUCGACAAAUAAAGGAUGAAAAUUGAGAUGAUAUCUAGUGUUAGCAUGUGUACGGACAUCAUUACAACUAGGUAGAAGAUUAAGAUUUGUUUAUUUCAUCUUAAAUAUUAAAAUUAUUUUUCUGAUCAACUUUUGUGGCGUGAAAUUGUGUUAAUGAUGUAAUGUAUAUAUUAAAAAAAUUCACUGCUCAAAGCACUGAUUCCCGCUUAUCCUUGAUCUAGCAACAGGAUGAGUGUGAUGUUCUUCGUUUGAAACUUGUUUGCUUUCCAUAGAUUUAGCUACUAUUUCCGCUGAAGUUCUUCCCAAAAUUUAUAGUCCUACAAACCAUGGUUUGUUUAAGACAGAUUUAGGUUCAUAAUCGAGCAGUCAGUAAC
Molecule: messenger RNA, 1238 nt
Organism: Cucurbita maxima (winter squash)
Lineage: Eukaryota; Viridiplantae; Streptophyta; Magnoliopsida; Cucurbitales; Cucurbitaceae
Product: transcription repressor OFP12-like
Exons: 1
Coding region: 124-699 (191 amino acids)
Biological process (GO): negative regulation of DNA-templated transcription
Source: RefSeq, a predicted model, not a curated record